Trypanosoma rangeli is the source of this 1455-nucleotide messenger RNA. Its product is annotated as putative small GTP-binding rab protein. The record is from RefSeq and is a predicted model, not a curated record. NCBI's taxonomy places the organism in Eukaryota, Euglenozoa, Kinetoplastea, Trypanosomatida, Trypanosomatidae. Gene Ontology annotation, molecular function: GTP binding; GTPase activity. The transcript has a single exon. The coding region runs from base 1 to 1455 and encodes 484 amino acids.
AUGAGUGCUGUGAAGGCCUCUGAGCACGCGUCCAGGGCGACGGAGACGGCCACCGCAACGUGCGACAGCAGCAGUGGAACCGAGUCGCUGGAGGAGCGGGAGUUUGUGUUUAAAGUCGCCGUCGUGGGCGACUACGGCGUUGGCAAAACAUCUCUCGUGAAUCGGCUGCUGAGUGUGCCGUACACGCAGCACGGGGAGGCUGCGGACCGAGCGCCGGCGGAGGAAUCGCCCGCCGCCGGUAACCCCUGCAUGUCCGUGACGCCGACAGUCGGCACUGAUUUUUUCUCACGUGUGGUACAAAAUGUGCGUCCUGGGCAACACGUACGACUGCAGUUUUGGGACACAGCGGGGUUGGAGCGGUACGCCGCGGUACAUGCCACCACGUACCGCAACGCCUCCGCUGUGAUGGUGGUAUUUGACGUGACGGACAGGCGCAGCUUUGAGGCCCUGCUCUCGACCCACCUGGACAGGGCCGCCCACCACAACCAGGAGUUGGACCAGCGCAGCGUGGUCGUGGUCGGGAACAAGACGGACCUCUUGCUGACCUCCAAGGAGACAAACUCGACAAGUCCUGCAGCGGACGUCGUGACGCAGUUGGAUGUUCAGUCGAAGCUGCUUGAUUUGCUCCCGGGCGUCGUCUACCAUGAGGUCAGUGCCCUCACAAAUAUCGGUGUGAAGGACCUGCUGCAUGCCUUGUGCCAGACUCUGCUUACCGUGCACGGCGUGGAGGAGUCCACUACGUCACUGCCGGUGGAAGGGGCGGCGGCCAAGCAACUGCAGUACUCCGUGCUACCAAAAGGAGACAGCUCCUCCCCCGGUGUAGAAGCGAUAGCCGCAGCAGUUCCUGCGCCUCCAGCAGACGUGAAGACGCCGCUGGUUGCGGAAGAGUACUCCCCGAGAGAAGUCGGUGACGACAACGUGGCUUACGGCGUCACCGAGCGACACGCUGACCCUCAUCGCAUGCCUCUUUCCAAGAGCGGGGAGGCAUCUGAGCAUACACUGCCUCCCUUCGAUCGUCUUCACACGGCACAUUUAGAGGAGACAGUUACCCCAAUCGAAGAUCCCAUCAUGGGCAGCAGCCGCCUGAAUUCCACAGGUAAUAAUGUUUUCACACAACCGCCCGAAGUGACCCGCACCGUAGCCAACAACCACUGCCCCCAGGAGUCCUUGGCAAACGAAGAGAGGAGGGAAUAUUGCUCCUUGCGUUCAUACAGCAACCUGAACGAGGACGAUCGCCGGAAGCCUGCGGAGUGCAGCAGUGCAGACUCCGCAGAGUUUCAGAGGGAAAUUGAAAAUAGGUUUAGAAUCGCUGAAGCAUUUGCAAGAGAAACAGCCCCGGCUUUAAAACAAACUCCACAACCUCGGAAGAAGAAGGCGUCCAAGGUAAAUUUCUCGCACUGCUGUGGUGAUGGCAGUGAGUCGGAUGGUCGGAACUCAAAGGGCUUUAAGUGUUAG